Pleurotus ostreatus (oyster mushroom) is the source of this 969-nucleotide messenger RNA. RefSeq lists its product as uncharacterized. The record is from RefSeq and is a predicted model, not a curated record. The coding region runs from base 1 to 969 and encodes 322 amino acids. The transcript is spliced from 18 exons. NCBI's taxonomy places the organism in Eukaryota, Fungi, Basidiomycota, Agaricomycetes, Agaricales, Pleurotaceae.
AUGGAUUAUCCUGGCUUGGAUAUGAGCACAACCUUGGGCCCCGUGUAUUGGGGGACUGUUAUUUCCUUGGUCCUUGGAGGAAUAACUGUUCUUCAAGCCUACAUAUAUUUCCCCCAUCCUUCCGACCGACUAUUCAUCCAAUUAACGGCGGGAUCCAUGGUAGUCUUUGACUUUGUCUCCAGCGCUCUUGUUGCGCAAUCAGUGUAUUAUUACACGGUUCCUCAUUUCGGUUCAGUCGUCCCUCUUGCUAGCAUAACCCCGGAGCUUUCUGCGGAAUGCCUCCUUUCAACAAUCAUCACAUUCAUCUCACAGUUGUACUUCGUUAUCCAAAUCAAUGCCGUUACCAAGACCGGUCGCGCAAGUCGGAUAAUCCCUAUCUCCGUUGGGUUGUUUUCAAUCCUUGCAUUCGUAUUUGGCGUUGCGUGCACUAGCGUCAUGUUCAUUUUUCAUCACAAUGUACUGGAUAAUCGGGAAGAACACUUUGAGCGGUUUUUCGGUUUGGCUAAAGGGUUUGGUGCUCUCACAGACAUCAUCGCUACGAUUGCUAUGUGCAAGUUGCUAUCAGAUUCCAAGACUGGGAUUACUUCCACCCAUAGCCUUCUGAAAUCUCUGAUCCGCUUCAUUGUCCAUCGCGGUGUGCUCGUGACCCUUAUUCAGACGCUCCUUCUCAUAACCUUCUAUGCUGUGCCCUCUAACCUUGCUUGGCUGGCCUUCCAUGUGAACGUAACGAAGCUUUAUGCGAACACUUUCUUUGCCAUGUUGAACGCACGUGAACGCCUCAAGGAGCGAUACACCCCAAACACGACCAGCAUCACUAACUUCUCCCAAGGUCGCCUGUCAACAAAACAGGCAGCUGCUAGUAAUAAACAGAUGGACACAGCCUUCCAGGAUGCUUGUGAUGAUGGGGGAUCAUUCCCAAUGCACGCCAUGCCAACGGUCACCAAAACCGUCCUCAUAUCUGAUCUCUGA